Molecule: messenger RNA, 135 nt
Organism: Echinococcus granulosus
Lineage: Eukaryota; Metazoa; Platyhelminthes; Cestoda; Cyclophyllidea; Taeniidae
Exons: 2
Coding region: 1-135 (44 amino acids)
Source: RefSeq, a predicted model, not a curated record
AUGGCACUAUUGAGAGCCGCUGGUGCAAAUGCCGUGCACUCUGUUCGACAGCUGCUUCAGAAGGCUGGCAAAGUAGACAUGGUAAAGCUUCUCUUAGAGCCUGUUCUCCAUUUACAGAGCGGAACGGAAAGUUAA